AUGGGAGUUGAUCUUGACGACAUAAAAGCGUCUUCCAGGACAUUGACCGGAUUCAAUGGAUCCUCCGAAACUAUCUUGCGAAUGAUCCGCCUCCCGGUACGCGCGUGUGGCUUUACUCGAACGGUUAAGUUUGCCGUUGUAAGCACAAAAGCUCCUUAUCACGCUAUACUCCGCACCCCUUGGCUACACUCGAUGCAAGCUGUUCCUUCCACCUACCACCAGUGCGUCAAGUUCCCUGGCACGGACGGAAGGAUAAAAACGCUGCGAGGGGAUCAAAAGGCCGCUAGGGAUCUCCUAGUCGCCACAGUCAAACUCCAACAGUCAUCUCUACCCGUUAAUUCUGUGUCUCAUCCAACCUCAAAGGUCCGUUCCCAGGAAAGCGAGAUUCUCGAGUUACCUAUUGACGACGCCGAUCAAAGUCGAACCGUAAGGGUUGGUGCAUACCUUUCUGAGGAAAUGCAACAGUCAAUUCUGAACUUCCUCAGGAAGAACGUGUCUACAUUCGCUUGGUCUAUGGCAGACAUGAAAGGCAUUGACCCGACUAUAACGACUCACGAGCUAAACGUCGACCCGACAUUCAAACCUAUCCGCCAGAAGCGACGUAAGCUCGGCCCUGACGGGUCGAAGGCCGUAAACGAAGAAGUUGACAAGCUACUCGGCGCAGGUUCGAUCGCUGAGGUCCGCUACCCCGAAUGGUUGGCAAAUCCGGUAGUCGUCAAAAAGAAAAAUGGCAUGUGGCGCGUCUGCGUCGACUUCACCGAUCUGAAUAAAGCCUGCCCAAAGGAUAUCUACCCUCUUCCCAACAUUGACCAUUAA
Messenger RNA from Brassica napus (rape), 816 nucleotides. RefSeq lists its product as uncharacterized. Lineage: Eukaryota; Viridiplantae; Streptophyta; Magnoliopsida; Brassicales; Brassicaceae. The record is from RefSeq and is a predicted model, not a curated record. The transcript has a single exon. The coding region runs from base 1 to 816 and encodes 271 amino acids.